GCCAGGCCGGCACUGAGAGCAGCUGUGUGCGCUGCCGGCUUGGCUUUUCAGGGCAAGACACACUGCUUUGGGUCUCAAGCGGAUGAUGCACGUGAGCUGCGUGUUCCUCCCAUUGGUGACGGCGUGCAUGGGCAUCCUGGUGUACCCAGCGCAGCACCAGCACAGAGGGAGGACGUCUGUUCCCAGCUUAGAGGAAGAAAUUGAUUUUCUGGCAGACGUGCUGGCCAGGCAGGACGCUACUCGCCCCCACACACUACAGGAUGGCAAGCCCAGGACCACCCCAGCCACCACUGGGAGACAGCGAGUGCCCAGCAGGUUGAGAGAGGAGCUUCUGCGGAGGGGCCCAGCUGGCAGCAAGGCAGCUGCCACCCUCUCUACCUCUACCAGCACUGCAGCAACAAAGUAUCCUGUGGAGGCAUCCCCCAUCCCUUCAAAUGACGACGUGGUGCUGGGGUUGAUCGUGGUGUGCACAGUGGCUGGGAUCUCUGCUCUGAUCGUGGCUGCAGUCUGCUGGUGCAGGCUGCAGAAGGAGGUCAGGCUGGCACAGAAAGCAGACUACUCAGCAGAGAGGAUGGCCAGCCCUCUCCCCUAUGACAAGAUCUCGCCUGGGGACAAGACGCUGGCUCAGAGUGCCCAGAUGUACCACUACCAGCACCAAAAGCAGCAGAUGCUCUCCAUGGAGAAGCAUAAAGAGGAGCCCAAGGUGCCAGACUCAGCAUCAUCCGAUGAGGAGAACGAGGAUGGAGACUUCACUGUGUAUGAGUGCCCUGGGCUGGCUCCGACCGGAGAAAUGGAAGUGAGGAACCCGCUGUUUGACGACUCGUCCCUACACCCCCCAAACUCCAAGUUGCACCAGUAACACCCCCCCCUCCCCACACCCAAGCUCGCUAUGGACUGCGUGCAGAAUGGCACGGCCCAGGUGCGGCCUGCGCCACAGGGUGCCCAUGCUGGGCCAAGGGGCGUGGGCUCCUCUGCCAGACUGUUCAACGCCUGCCCAAUAAACACCCACUAACAGCUAUGGGAGGGGGGGUCGCCCCCAUUUCCAGCGUCCUUGUCCUCUUUGCCGAUGUGAUCGCGUCCCUGCCAUCUGUUUGCUGCUCCAGCUCCGGAGAACACACCAGCCCUGUAGGGCACCCCAAGGGCAAUCAGUGCCAGAGACCCCGGGGCCAUGGAGCUGCCUCUGUGUCGUGCUUUGAAGAGGGCUAAGGGCUGUUUCCCAAUGCAGCUGGGGACGAUCGGAGAGGGGUUUAGGGAGCGGGCUCAGGGCUAACAGUGUUGAAGAUGCCUGGACAGCCCAGAGGAGUGGGUGCUGCCAGCCAGCUGCAGCUGGGGCCAAACUGCUGAGAGCCCCUCCAGGAGGGACUGAAACUUUCCUAGGAAUUGAUGGCAUCUCUGGGAGCUUCAGCGCUGACUGGCACCAGGACCUGCUCAGUCCCCUCUCCCCAGCCAUGUUAGCAAAAGGCAGGAGCAGGAGGGAGCUCAGGCAGGUUGCAGUCUUUGCUCCCUGCGAUGUUCCUUCAGCUGCCACAGAGGCCACACUGUGUGGUGCCUGGCCAGGUGGAGGAGGUCUGCCUGGGUCCCUGGGCCAGCACUCCCCUCUUUGGGGCUGGUCCUCAGAGGCCCUGGGAUGCAGGCAGUCCUGGUGCCACUGCGCACCCCUCCUCCCCCCCGCCCCCCCCAGCAUGGGGGCCUGAGGGACCCCAUGCCCAGGCUGUGCCCAUUGGAGACGGAGGAUUCCCUAGAGGGAUCUCACCCCAGGCAUCAGUGCAGGGAACAAUCAAAAAGGGUUAAGUAUUUUGGUUUUAAACCUGUGUAGCUGUGGAGGAGGAAGGAGAGAGAAGGGCAGGCGUGCAGGGGGCCAGGAGCAGUAGGCAAGUCACAGUGUCUUUGCUGCACUGCUUCCCCAAGCCACACAGAGCCUUUGGAGUGAGAGCAGUGGGGCAAGCACAGCCGUGCCUAGUGCAGAGCAGGAGCAGCCAAAAUGCUCCCUCCACAUGCCAGCAUUUCCCCCGGCCCCUGCCCUUGUCCAAACCCACACCCUUGCCCAGUGGAGCUCAUGUGCCCUUAGCAGCAUCCCCACAUAUCCUGGCCCAUUGCUCUCUCCAGGCAUCCCAUCAUGGCAGGGGACAGUCUCCUCCAGUCCAUCUUAGGGUUCAGAGCCCCAGGGGACAGUCUCCUCCAGUCCAUCUUAGGGUUCAGAGCCCCAUCUGAACCCUCUGCCCAUGUCUAUAUGUCUGGGUGGAGCAUGCAGGAGAGGGGUGAGUUGUGCUCUUGUCAGUCGCUGCAAGCACAUCCUUGCUCAGAGCCUGAUGCUCCAAGUCCCAGAGUGUCCCUGCUGCACUGGCCACAAGCCCUCCAGCAUAGGGCCUGGGAUGAGUUUGCAGAUGUUUUCACGUCCAGCCCCUGGUGUGGACCAUCAUAGCCACAGAUGACCUGCUGCACAAGGGGAGCCCAUUGCAGGUGCAGGAGCUGUUGCCAGCGCAGGCUUCCCCAGCAGGUAUGGCAUGGUGGAGACAGUGGUGUGGCCCUGUGUUAGAAUGGGGGAGGUGCAGGGUUGUCUCCCCACAGGGCUCAAUGGCAGCAGUCAUCACUGCACAGAUCCUUUUCUCUUCGCCGUGCUGUUACACGCGGGUUGCUGCCCCUCUCCCCAAGACCAUUGUUGUUGUAUGGAUUGUAGUUAUUUUAAAAGGAGAUUUUAUUAAACAACCAUGUUUGAGACCCA
Oxyura jamaicensis (ruddy duck) is the source of this 2722-nucleotide messenger RNA. It is a transcript of the gene NPDC1, whose product is annotated as neural proliferation, differentiation and control 1. Gene Ontology annotation, cellular component: membrane. The record is from RefSeq and is a predicted model, not a curated record. The coding region runs from base 83 to 859 and encodes 258 amino acids. The transcript is spliced from 8 exons. NCBI's taxonomy places the organism in Eukaryota, Metazoa, Chordata, Aves, Anseriformes, Anatidae.